Messenger RNA from Didymosphaeria variabile, 3357 nucleotides. Its product is annotated as DNA helicase rad5. The record is from RefSeq and is a predicted model, not a curated record. NCBI's taxonomy places the organism in Eukaryota, Fungi, Ascomycota, Dothideomycetes, Pleosporales, Didymosphaeriaceae. The transcript has 3 exons. The coding region runs from base 1 to 3357 and encodes 1118 amino acids. Gene Ontology annotation, molecular function: hydrolase activity, acting on acid anhydrides, in phosphorus-containing anhydrides; nucleic acid binding; zinc ion binding.
AUGGAGUCGCCGCACCCCGAUGAGCGGCCGCAAAAGAAGCGCAGGUUCUUCCGGGAAGAGUCGUCGCCUGCACAGCUUCCGCAUGUUCGCCCCGCAUCGCCUUCGAAGCUGCAGGAUUCCUUCAACAGCGCUCCUAGUCUGUCCAAGAUACCGGUUGACAAUGUGGUGGAGCAUGAGGGAGAUUUGGCGGGCUUCGACGCCAAUAUGCUGCAGGCUGUUGUGGGAGAGCUGCCGCACGCGACCCUCGUAAAGCUUAAGGAUGUCAGCGGCAGCGAUGUGCAGCGCGCGGUAAACCUGUAUCUCGAUGGCUCUUGGAGCUCUGCGCCUUCGUACGUUUCUCCGACCCUACCACAUCCUCGAGUGCCAGCCAUGCAACAAACCCUCGCGAACGCCCUCAAGCGAACUGACUCCGAAGCCUCCAUUGCGUCUACACCCGAUUCCAGUUCUUCGACUCCGAUUGCACCGAUCUUGAAGCAGAUGCCCGGCAGGCGAUAUGUUGGGUCGUUCGGAGUAACGGGCUGGGCUACUAAGAGCGGUAGUGGUCUAUUAAAGCACGAGGAGGAAGUUAGCAUAGAGCGACAGAAGGAUAUGCCGAAACAAAAGAAAGGCCUGAAGCGAGUGGUCAAUCUCAAGAAAGUAGACGUCAUCGUUCGUUUCAUCAACAGCCGUGGAGAGGAAGUAGGUCGCCUGGAGAACGAGUCUGCUACAUGGAUAUCGGCAUUGUUAGAUCAAAACGUCUGUAUUUUCAAAGGCACAGUCGUGUACACGCCCGACAGGCUCAGGACUGGGGACAACGUCUUCUUGCAGCUACGUGCUUUCUUUCUGCGCAGCGCGUUCGAUAGCAGGAAGUUUGUCAAGCCCGAGGAUAAUCGAGAAGUCAAUUUGUUCGAAGAGAAAGAGAGCUCCGAUGAGCGGGAUCUGAGGCGGCGGCAGGUUGGGCUGGUGAAGCUUUUUGAAGCGAUCAACCUUACUCCGACCCGCCAGAAUGCGUCCACUGAGAAGCAUAAGCGGCAAGGCCUGCUGCAGGCUGCGGAACGCGACGAGGACAGACAGAAACCAAAGCCCAACAGCAAUAGCGUGCCUGGCUCGUCCCCACCAUCUGAAGAAGCCGAGGAGGGUGAAGAGCUUGAGCAAGACCAGCUAGAUUCGCUGUACAAGAAAGCCCAAUCAUUCGACUUCAACACUCCCGAAAUGGACCCUGCCAAUACUUUCGUGAUGGAUCUACGCAAAUACCAGAAGCAAGCUCUCCAUUGGAUGGUCGGGAAAGAGAGGGAUGAGUCUCAGAAUGAUAAGGAAGAAUCGAUGCACCCUUUGUGGGAGGAGUACGCAUGGCCGACGCAAAAUGCUGAUAACCAAGCAGUGCCGAUCAUUCAAGAUCAGGUUAUGUUCUAUGUGAACCCCUACUCAGGUCAACUUUCGCUAGAGUUUCCCAGACAAGAGCAAAACUGCUUGGGAGGUAUUCUGGCCGACGAGAUGGGUCUUGGAAAGACGAUCGAAAUGCUAAGCUUGAUUCACACUAAUCGAAAUGAGGUCACUAAGAGCGAUCCCUCCAUCCCCAAGAGCCUACCACGACUUCCGAAAAACAGCGCCGUUAUCGAGCCUGCACCAUACACUACGUUGGUGGUAGCUCCCAUGUCACUGCUUGCGCAAUGGCAGAGUGAAGCCGAGAAAGCUUCUAAGGAUGGAACCCUCAAAGUCAUGCUGUAUUACGGCACCGAAAAAGCCGUCAACCUCCAAAAACUAUGUUCUGCAUCAAACAGUCUCAACGCUCCCAACGUUAUCAUUACAAGUUACGGCGUUGUCUUAGCUGAGUAUGGCCAAGUGGCCAAGCAAGAUGGAAACAGCGGCUCUCAUGGCGGCAUAUUCUCGCUUGACUACUUCCGCAUCAUCCUGGACGAAGCUCAUUACAUUAAGAACCGGCAGUCGAAAACAGCAAAAGCCUGCUACGAACUAAGCGCGAAACAUCGAUGGGUCCUCACUGGCACACCCAUCGUCAAUCGCCUGGAGGAUCUUUUCAGCCUGGUACGCUUCUUAAAGGUGGAGCCCUGGGCUAACUUCUCAUUUUGGAAGACCUUUAUCACCGUUCCCUUCGAAUCGGGGGAAUUCAUUCGCGCACUCGACGUUGUGCAGACAGUGCUGGAGCCACUCGUGCUCCGGCGUACAAAAGAUAUGAGGACCCCGAGCGGUGAGGCCCUCGUCCCACUUCCUCCGCGAACGAUUGAUGUCGAGCAGAUCACGCUCUCCGAAGACGAACGCAACGUGUAUGACCACAUCUACUUGCACGCGCGAUCUGUCUUCAACGCCAACGCAGAACGAGGCACGCUUCUCAAAUCGUACACGACCAUCUUUGCCCAGAUCCUCCGCUUGCGGCAGUCAUGUUGCCAUCCCGUCCUAACGCGGAAAGCGAAUCUUGUCGCGGACGAAGAAGACGCUGCGAUAGCAUCUGACGUCGCCAAUGGACUGGCUGACGACAUGGAUCUGGACAGUCUCAUUGAACGCUUCACUAGCGAGGGUGAUGAGGAUGUCAAUAGAUAUGGCGCCAAUGUGCUUAAGCAGAUCCAGGACGAGGCAGAUGCCGAGUGCCCGAUCUGCUCCGAGGAGCCUAUGAACGAUCAGGCUGUCACGGGAUGCUGGCACUCCGCGUGCAAGGAAUGUUUGGUCAACUAUAUCAAUCACCAGCGCGAGAAGGGCGAACUGCCACGCUGCUUCAAUUGCCGGGAGCCCAUCAGCGCACGCGACGUAUUCGAGGUAGUGAGGCACAAUUAUGCCCCAGACGACGAUGCACCGGCUGCCACACAGACACCAAAGAUCAGCCUCCGGAGAAUCGGACUCACCGGCUCCGCGAAGACGCAGGCUCUCCUUACUCAUCUUAAGGGCAUCAGGAAGCAGGACAAAGGAAUGAAGAGCGUUGUAUUCAGCCAGUUCACUUCCUUCCUCGACCUCAUCGAGCCCGCCCUCACCCGCGACCACAUCCCUUUCCUCCGUUUCGACGGCUCAAUGAGCCAAAAACUGCGCGCCACCACCCUCACCGAAUUUACCACCUCUAACAAGCCUUAUGUCCUGCUAUUGAGCUUAAGAGCUGGUGGUGUGGGGCUCAACUUGACCUGCGCGAAGAGGGUAUUCAUGAUGGAUCCCUGGUGGUCUUUCGCGGUUGAAGCUCAAGCAAUUGAUCGUGUUCAUCGCAUGGGGCAAGACGCGGCGGUCAGAGUCACGAGGUUUGUGGUUAGUGGAAGUAUUGAAGAGAAGAUGCUGAGGAUUCAGGAGAGGAAGAAGUUUAUUGCAAGUAGCCUGGGGAUGAUGAGUGAUGAGGAGAAGAAGAGUCAAAGGAUUGAGGAUAUUAAGGAGUUGCUUUCUUAG